AUAAGACACAAAACAAUCAUUUAUCAAAAUAGGUAACGAUUAAUUCAAUUAGAUAGUUGGUAAAUAAUUGAUUAAUUGAGUGAUUGUUGUAGCUCUUUUUUUCUUAAAUUACUGUGGGUCUUUUAGCCAUGCAGUCAUCCAUAAUGACUACUUUAGGCUUUACUCCUGCCAGAGAGCAGGAUGUUUUCAAGGCUGAAGCAGGAGAGCAGUCCAGCUCUCAAACAAGCAGGGUAAUCAGCGGGGAGGAGGCCAGAAAGUUUUAUGAAAAUCUAAUAAAAGAUGAUAGAGGAGCAGAUGUAGAUGGUAACACACAUGAUGGGAGACAGCAGCAGAGUAGAUCGAGGAACAGAGAGUCCAGUAGAAGAGCGAGGAGGAGGAGAGUCAGAGCUUCGGAGAUGCAGCAGCUUCAAACUGACACUGUGGUGGAAAGAAGAGUUGGUGAUGGAAGCAGAGAAACGACAGCAGGAGAAACGAGUAACUCGGAAAGAAAUAUGGAGCUCUGCGGGCUCAGGUUUCUGCGCUGUGCCCAUGAGGGGGACCUCUCCAGCCUCAAAGAGCUGCUUUCAAAGGGGGUCGACAUCAACUUCCAGGACACUUAUUUUUGGACAGCUGUGAUGUGUGCAAGCUGGUCAGGACAAAGAGCUGCUGUGAGGCUGCUGCUGCAACAUGGAGCAGCCUGGGUGGGAGUGGUCGACACACAGGGCAGGGAUGCCAAAGAUUUGGCAGUGGAAGCGGGACACAGUGGAGUGUUGGAGGAGUUGGAGAGCCACGGGAGACGUCCACAGACAGAGAGACAAACUGAGAGCAGUGACCCCCAGCGUCAGUGGUGUGACGUGUGUUGUAGCGAGUACAGCGGCAGCCCUUCAUUGCACCUUUCCUCCACUCUGCAUCAGUUCAGUCUGCGACGCCCACCGCCGACCCCGUACUACUGUCUCCCGCCCUCCUCCAACAGCUACAAGAUGAUGGUUCGUUGUGGUUGGAGGCCAGGGACAGGGCUGGGGCCAGAGGGAGAGGGGCCUCAACAACCUGUGGCGACUGUGCUGAAGAGAGACCAGAAAGGCCUCGGGUUUGGACAGCUGAAAAGAGCCAAAGUCACUCACUUCCAAGCUCAGGAUCGUGAUGCAGUCAAACCACCAUCCAAGGUGAAAGAGGAGCAGGGAGGAAAAGGGAAGAGGAAGGAAGGAAUAAAGAGAAAAGAGCAAAAUGAUAAGAACUGGGAAAGAGAUUUCCGUAACUCUUUUUACCUUUGAUACCUGCUCUAGGACACAGAGAAUCUAUUAAGACAAUAUUAUGUUCCUGUUUUGUAUUUAAAGUUAUUUUCCCAUGAGGCAUAACAUGAAUACCAUGACUCUUCUACCUCAACACUGGCUGUCCAUUUAUGCAGCGUCACACUGCCGACAGGUUAUGCAAUGACUAAAUCUGACAAUGAUUAAUUAGAUCUUUGAUUGAUCCCGAUUGUGUUUACUCUGUGUGAGCAAACAUACAGUGUGUUUACUCUUGACCCACUAAGACUG
This is a messenger RNA of Scomber japonicus (chub mackerel), 1514 nucleotides long. It is a transcript of the gene gpank1, whose product is annotated as G patch domain and ankyrin repeats 1. The transcript is spliced from 4 exons. The record is from RefSeq and is a predicted model, not a curated record. Gene Ontology annotation, molecular function: nucleic acid binding; DNA-binding transcription factor activity; protein binding. Bases 129 to 1250 code for a protein of 373 amino acids. Gene Ontology annotation, biological process: regulation of DNA-templated transcription. Lineage: Eukaryota; Metazoa; Chordata; Actinopteri; Scombriformes; Scombridae.